AUGUAUCAAUACAACACUUCGUUGUGGCCAAUCCUUUCGGUUAGUACAACAACAAGCAUUUGUUCAUCAACAACACUAACCCCCAAUUUCAGAUGGCAUAAUCUCCCAGAAAAAGAAGAAUGGCGAUGCGUACUAUACGGGCGCUUGAUUUCUUUGAAACAAGAUUUAAGUACGCUUUACUACCGUACCUAUCAAUCCCAGUCUGCCUCUCUACCCACACCGCCGGCCUCAGAAAUUCCUUCGCGAGCGCAGUCAGAUACAGAAAUUGCCGAUAACAAAGAUGACCAUACUUUACGUAUCAUCAAACAUUACCUCAAUCUCUCUUCAAACUUGAAUUAUCUAUAUACGCAAUGGUCUGCGCAGGAUUCUAAUUUCAAGAAGAAGGCUGCCCAAUUCACAGGGAUCCGAAUAUUACGUCAAGAUGCGUGGGAAGCAUUGGUAUCGUUCAUUUGCAGCAGCAACAACAAUAUUUCGCGCAUUUCCCAAAUGGUUGAGAAACUAUGUCUCAAUUACGGUCCCUUCGUGGCUACAGUUGAAGGUCGCUCUUAUCACGACUUCCCCACGCCAGAAGCAUUGGCUGGUAAAGAUGUAGAAGGCAAUCUUCGCAGCUUGGGAUUUGGAUAUCGAGCCAAGUAUCUCUACCAAACGGCCCUUAUGGUGUCUAAAGAGCGAGAGAAGGGGUGGUUGGACAACCUCUGUAACCCUGAAUCGCCCCCCUUUGGCGUGGAAGCGAAACCUGGCGAUGAGAUGAAGCCUGAGGGAAGACAAGGUUACCGAGAUGCCCAUGAGAGCCUACUUGAACUACAAGGCGUCGGACCCAAAGUGGCAGACUGCGUAUGCUUAAUGGGCUUAGGAUGGCGUGAAUCCGUGCCUGUUGACACACAUGUAUGGCAAAUUGCACAGCGUGACUACCGCUUCGGGAAGGGGUCGCAUAAGUCAUUGACAAAAGCAACUUAUGAUGCUAUAGCUAACCACUUUCGAAAGCUCUGGGGUCAGGAAGCCGGGUGGGCACAUAGUGUGCUCUUCACAGCAGACUUGAGGUCUUUCGCAGACCGGCUAGCGGCGACAAAGAAGGUUGAUGUUAAGGUGAAAGAAGAGGACUCCAAAGUCGAGAUUAAAACAGAGGUUACUGCGACGGUUGCUAUCACUGCCCCGAAGCAGGAGGAUAUUGAUGUGAAGCUCGAAGAAAUCGACAGUAAGCCAGUCGUUAAACAGGAGCGAGGCAAGAAACGGAAGGAGAGUUCAGAUGGGGUCGUGCAUGCUUCGCAAAUGACGGAAACCCGAAGGAUGUCCAAGAGAAUCCGGCGCUGA
Molecule: messenger RNA, 1311 nt
Organism: Penicillium angulare
Lineage: Eukaryota; Fungi; Ascomycota; Eurotiomycetes; Eurotiales; Aspergillaceae
Product: 8-oxoguanine glycosylase OGG1
Exons: 2
Coding region: 1-1311 (436 amino acids)
Biological process (GO): base-excision repair, AP site formation; base-excision repair; nucleotide-excision repair
Cellular component (GO): nucleus
Molecular function (GO): damaged DNA binding; 8-oxo-7,8-dihydroguanine DNA N-glycosylase activity
Source: RefSeq, a predicted model, not a curated record